Molecule: messenger RNA, 1594 nt
Organism: Lathyrus oleraceus (garden pea)
Lineage: Eukaryota; Viridiplantae; Streptophyta; Magnoliopsida; Fabales; Fabaceae
Exons: 1
Coding region: 190-1236 (348 amino acids)
Source: RefSeq, a predicted model, not a curated record
AGAUACAGACACAAGACACAGUCUUCCCUUUCCCAUCCAUAAAAACCCAAUCCAUCUCUCAUAUCACAAUUCACACUCCAUUAUCAAAAACCCUUUUUCCUUGGAUUCUCUUUCACAUUCUCCAAACACAAAACAUCAACAUUAAACAAAACCAAAAACCAAACACAACACAAACUCAAAAAACAAAAAAUGUCAUCAUCCCCUUUCCCUUCUUGUUUCCGUCCCUCUCCAACCACCGACGACAACCGUCACUCUCCACCACCCCCGCCGCCCCAGCCGCCGCAUUCCACUAACCCUAACCUCGCCACCUAUCUUUACCAAACAGACAUAGGUUUAGUUUCUUUGACUUGGUCACGUUCCAUUCUAGGUCGUUCUCUCCACGUUCAACUCCAUCACCAUCCUUUCGAUUCUCCACCGAAUCCUUCUUCUUCCUCCUUCCAUCUCCACAUCAAACCCUUCGUUUUCUGGAAGAAACACGGCACCAAAAAACUCUCUGCAAAUACUCACUUGUUCUGGAACCUCUCCAAAGCCAAGUUCGGGUCAGGACCCGAACCCAACUCCGGUUUCUACGUCGCGGUUGUCGUCGACAACGAGAUGACGCUUUUGGUCGGAGAUUCAAACAAAGACGCGUACACAAAAUCCAAAUCCAAAUCCAAAGAACCGAAGAAUAAUCAUAAUCAGUAUUUGGUGAUGAAAAGAGAGCAUGUUUACGCUAACAAAAUCUACAACACGAGAGCGAGAUUCGGUGGGAAAAUGAGAGAUAUUCAGAUAGAUUGCGGUGGGAGAGAUCAUUCGAAGCUUUGUUUCAGUGUUGAUGGAGAGAAAGUGCUGCAGAUUAAGAGACUGAAAUGGAAGUUUAGAGGAAAUGAAAGAGUUGAAAUACACGGUGUACCUGUUCAGAUCUCGUGGGAUGUUUAUAACUGGUUGUUUGUGAAAGAUAACAGCGACGGACAUGCGAUUUUCAUGUUCAAAUUCGAGGAAGAAGAUGAAGAAGAACUACAUCAACGAGGUAAAGAGAAAGGUUUGAUGAAUCUGUGGACACAGCAUAAUAUGAAUUUGGGAGGUUAUGAGUUUGGGAAAAUGGGUAAGAGUUGGUCUUCUUCGUCGGUUUCCAUGGCUUCUUCCGGUGGAUCUUUCGGUGGAAGUUCAUCGGUUUUGGAAUGGUCUAGUGUUGAAGAGAAUGAAUUGGUUGUGCCUGUUGGGUUUUCUUUGCUCGUUUAUGCUUGGAAACGAUGAAUGCUGGUUCUGUUUCUGGUUUUUCUGGUUUAGGUUUUGUUCUGUUCUAUGAUGAUUUUUCAUUAGACAAUGUUUUAAAGUUUAGAUUUUUUUUUACUUCACACCAUACUAACACAUUUGUUUUAUGAACAUAGAGAUUGAAUAAAUCUAGUUUAGGAUUUAGAUGUUUUUGAGGUUAGAUCUAACCGAUUGUUAUUCUUUACAAUGGAAAAGAAGAAGAUCAUAGAUAUUAGUAGUUGAAUGUUGAAUUGAAAGUCUUUGUAUUCAUUUUACUUGUAUUGGCUCAAGGAUUGUGAAACUUGUUGCAAUGUAAUGUAACAUUUUUUGUAUUGUGAGAAUGAGAAUCAAAUUAAUUUCA